Molecule: messenger RNA, 1275 nt
Organism: Mesitornis unicolor (brown roatelo)
Lineage: Eukaryota; Metazoa; Chordata; Aves; Mesitornithiformes; Mesitornithidae
Gene: TBC1D7
Product: TBC1 domain family, member 7
Exons: 8
Coding region: 211-1092 (293 amino acids)
Biological process (GO): activation of GTPase activity; negative regulation of TOR signaling
Molecular function (GO): GTPase activator activity
Source: RefSeq, a predicted model, not a curated record
GUCCCAGGAUGAGUCAUUGGUUUCCUUUUAGUACUGGAAUGACAAGCUGAAGACUCUGGCUGUUGUGGCACCUGGUAACAAUGUGAACAUUUAAUUCAAUUCUGCAACUUACAAACAAACCUAUGUACCCAGCCUUAUUCUCUCCUGUCACCUCUCUGCUGCUGAGACCAACAUUGCCCUUGCUGCUGGCUACCUUGUCUGGAAUCAAUCAUGGCUGACGACUCUCAAAGAAACUUUCGCUCGGUGUAUUAUGAAAAAGUGGGGUUUCGUGGAGUUGAAGAAAAGAAGUCACUGGAAAUUCUGUUAAAAGAUGACCGCUUGGAUAUUGAGAAGCUUUGCACAUUUAGUCAAAGGUUUCCUCUCCCAUCCAUGUAUCGUAUACUGGUGUGGAAGGUACUUUUAGGAAUUAUUCCUCCUCACCAUGAAUCUCAUGCUUUGGUGAUGAAGUACCGAAAGGAGCAGUACUGGGAUAUACACCAUGCUCUUCGUGUCAUUCGUUUUAUUAAUGAUUCUACCCCACAGGUAGAUGUUUUCCUCCGGAUACAUCAGUUGGAAUCAGGAAAAUUGCCUCGAAACUUGGCUUUUCCAUUGGAACCUGAAGAUGAAGUGUUUCUUGCUAUUGCUAAAGCGAUGGAGGAAAUGGUGGAGGAUCCUAUAGAAUGCUAUUGGCUUGUCAGUUGCUUUGUGAAUCAGCUGAACAGCAAGCACAAAGAUGCAUUACAACAACUGCCAAAAAUUUUGGAGCAGUAUUUGAACAUUGAAGAUAACAGACUCCUGAUGCAUCUGAAAGCAUGUGCUGCAAUGAGCAAGCUCCCUUAUGAUCUUUGGUUUAAGAAGUGUUUUGCAGGCUGUUUACCUGAGUCCAGUUUACAGAGGGUUUGGGACAAAGUUAUUAGUGGGUCCUGCAAGAUUCUCGUUUUUGUUGCUAUAGAGAUAUUAUUAACCUUUAAAAUGAAGAUAAUAGCACUGAAUACUGCAGAAAAGAUCACACAGUUUUUGGAAAAUAUUCCUCAAGAUAACACUGAUGCUAUUGUCAGCAAAGCUGUUGAUCUGUGGCGCACACACUGUGGGACUCCAGCACACUCGGUCUGAGAACUUUCUCUGCUGGUGACACCCUGAGGAAGGAAAAAAAGACAUUUGAGAAGACAUUUUCCCACUCUUACCCCAUUCUAGUGUGAUGUUCUUCAUUACCUCUUCAAUGUAAAGAUGCUGCUGAAGCAGCUAAUAGCAUAGUGAUCAAUAUGUAAAUAUUUUUCAAUAAAUACAGAUGAAGUG